AUGGAAAACCAAUUAAGAUCUGCAUCCGAGAAUCAUGCGAUCAGUUCUCUUUCUUCAUCUGCUGUAAAUAGCGGUGAUCAUUAUUAUUCAACAGAAAACAACAACAGUAAAAACCUGGCAUCAUCAUCCAAUAGUACUGCAAUAACUGCAAGUGCAGUUGUAGCUAAAACACAUUCUAUGCCUAGCAAUGAUCGCCGUGUUGAACACUGUCAUAAAUUAUUAAUUGAUGGUGAUGUUCAAGUGUGUCGCAUACGUCGUGCGAGAAAUAGUAUAGAAAAACUACAAUUAUUUCACCGUUGGGAAAAUCAUCAUAUUAAUCUUGAUCAGAAUGGAAUAACUACAACAACAAAUGAAAAAUAUAUGGAUAAAUUGAUAGCUUAUUCAGUCAUCGAAGAUAUAUCUGUAUAUUCGAAAACCAAAGUAAUCAAUUGGCAUCAUCGAUUUUGUAUAAGAAUUGAUACGAAUCAUUAUAUUUAUUUUUUUCGAGUUAAUAAACUUGAUUUUAGAGACCAAUUAUUCUAUUCAAUACGAUGGAAACUAAAUAAAGUAAAAUUUGAACAUAGUUUACGUUCAGCUAAUAAUCUAGAAGUAUUGUUAAAAGAAAUUACAAAUAUGAUCGAUUUUACAAUGACAAUACCUAUUGAAGAUGUUGAAGUUCAUCAGUUUCCACUUGAAAUUAUUUCUGAUAUUCUGCAACAACAAGAAUUUGAUUCAUCACGUUUUGUCCAUGAGAAUGUGAUUGAAGCAUUAGCACCAUUACUUGAAAAAAAUUAUCCAUCACCAGAGAUAUGUGAUUUUUUUAGUCUACAUUGUCGUAAUAGUCCACGCUCUCAUAUUGUAAUUGAAAUGUUUACACCGGCUGUUGAGAAAAUUUUAAAACAUAAUACAGAUUUUAGUAAACGUCCAAGAUUGAGAAUACUUGUUCAAGAAUAUAUACUUGCGCUUAAUUCUCAACCGGAUGGUUUAGGCAUUGUAGAAGAUUUUAUUAAACGGAUGCAUGGUCCUACAAUGGUUUGUCCAUUUCUGCGUGUUCUCUCAAACUUAAUUUCUGUUUGUCUUGCUGGAAUUAAUAAUUUUUUUGAAGAUCGAAAAAAGUUUCGCUUAGAAGAUGAAGCAAUUUAUCGAGCACAUGAAGAAAAAUCGGAAAGUCAAUUAGUAUGUUAUACGACAAUUUUGAAAAUAAUAUCCACAUUUUACGACUGGCGACGUCAUUUUGGUUUAGUUCUACAACCCGUUCCUUUUCAAUAUGAAGCAUUAAGAUAUGAGCGUUUUAUGGAAAUAUUUAAAAAUGUUGUUAAAAACUUAGUUGAAGAUACACGAUGUGAAGUUCAUCGAACAGUGUUAGGUAUUCGUGAAGGUAAAAAUGGAUGGUUUGAAAUGUUUUGUUUGGGUGGUAUUCUUUGUGAUGAUGAUGGUAAAAUGUUUUCACUAAUGCUCAAUAGAUUAAUUUUAUGUUGUUGUCGAAGAAAACGUUUUUUAUUAAGUAUUAACAAAUUAUUACCAUCUUUAAUGUUACUUGCAUUAAAUGAAAAUCAAAGUUCAUUAGAUACUUUAUGUGCAAUGCUUGAUUUGGAUGCAGUUGAAAAUAAUGAUAAUAAAUUACAAUUAAUAUCAACAUUGAAAUCGACGCCAAGUGGGUUAAAAAUGUAUGCAAAAGUAUGCGAAAGACAGAGAGCAUUACAAGCAUUACAACAGAAAGGUGGACCAAGGGAACUAACAUUGCCGUCACGUUCAACUGAUGAUGAUUUAGCAAGAUUAUUAUCAACAGGCCCAUUUGGUAAUCUUGAAUCUCUAAGUUUAGCAUUUACGAAUGUCACAAGCGCUUGUGCUGAACAUUUAAUCAAAUUACCAGCAUUGAAAAAUUUAAAUUUAUGGUCAACACGAUUUGGUGAUGUUGGUUUAGAAUUAAUUUCCGAACAUUUAAAUCAAUUAGAAGAACUUAAUUUAUGCGAAACACCAGUGACGGAUAAAGGUCUUACUUAUUUAGCAUACAUGACAAUGUUACGAAAACUUAAUUUAAAUUCAACACAUUUAUCUCUUUUAGCGAUUAAAGCUUUAAAAGAAAAAUUACCAGCUUUAGAAGAAUGUGAUAUACGAUAUACAGAGGCUUGGUAG
This is a messenger RNA of Rotaria sp. Silwood1, 2115 nucleotides long. NCBI's taxonomy places the organism in Eukaryota, Metazoa, Rotifera, Eurotatoria, Philodinida, Philodinidae. The record is from the annotation of a GenBank genome assembly.